Salvia hispanica is the source of this 1622-nucleotide messenger RNA. Its product is annotated as anthocyanidin 3-O-glucosyltransferase 2-like. Gene Ontology annotation, molecular function: UDP-glucosyltransferase activity. Lineage: Eukaryota; Viridiplantae; Streptophyta; Magnoliopsida; Lamiales; Lamiaceae. The record is from RefSeq and is a predicted model, not a curated record.
ACCAAAUUUGUUAUUUCUCUUGUUCUUCCAGCAAAGAAAACAUGUCUGCACAUGCCAAAGCAACCCUGGUGUUCGUUCCAUUCCCUUUAAUGAGCCACCUGGUGCCAGCAAUACACACCGCCAAGCUCAUUGCCGAUAGAGACGACAGCCUCUCCAUCACCAUCCUACUUAUGAAGCUUUCCCUGGACCCCAAGAUCAGUUCCUACACUAACAAAUCACCCCACCCUCGGAUAAAAUUCCUACACCUGCAAGAAAACAAGUCCAUCACAUUAGAGUCGAUGGGACCCAAGAAUUGGGUGCUUUCGUUCGUGGAGCGCCAUAAGAGUCUGGCCAGAGAUGUUGUGGCAGAGAUGAUGGAGAACCAGAAAGGAAGACUUGCUGGAUUCAUGCUCGACAUGUGCUGCGCUCCCAUGAUUGAUGUGGCUAAUGAGCUCUGCGUCCCGGCUUACAUCUUCUUCCCCAGUGGAUCAGCUACUCUUGGGCUUCUGUUUCAUCUCCAGAGCUUGACAGACGAUCAUGGCAGAAACAUGGAAGAGUACAAGGAUUCAGAUGUGGAGAUCUCAAUCCCGACUUAUGUUAAUCCAGUACCUGCAAAAGUGUGGCCUGUUGAAGUAAUUGACAAUGAAACUGGUAUACUAGAUUAUGCCAGAAGGUACAGAGAGACCAGAGGGAUCAUCGUUAACACCUUUCUUGAAUUCGAGCACCACGCAAUUAGCUCGCUCUCUGCUGAUGCCAGAAUCCCACCAGUUUAUCCAGUAGGGCCGAUUAUUCAAGGAGGAGGUGAAGAAACUGGUGAGAACAAGAGGAAGCGCGGGGAGAUCAUCGCGUGGCUGGACAAACAACCCCAUUCAUCAGUCGUGUUUCUCUGCUUUGGCACCCGUGGAAGUUUCGAGGGCGAUCAGGUAAAGGAAAUUGCUACUGCGCUGGAGAAGAGUGGAGUCCGGUUUAUGUGGUCAUUGAGAAAGCCACCUCCUGAAGGUACAAUUGAGUUUCCAGGGGAAUAUGAGAACCCUGAACAAGCAUUGCCAGAAGGGUUCCUCCGAAAUACUACUGGAAUCGGGAAGGUGAUCGGGUGGGCACCCCAGAUGGCUGUGCUAUCUCACCCUGCUGUGGGAGGAUUUGUGUCGCAUUGUGGGUGGAACUCGACUCUGGAAAGUGUGUUUUGUGGAGUGCCUGUGGCAGCAUGGCCGCUGUCUGGAGAGCAGCAGGCCAAUGCGUUCCAGCUAGUCAAAGAGUACGAGAUGGCGGUUGAGAUCAAGAUUGACUACAGGAAAGAUAGUGGUGUGAUUGUGUCUGCAGGAACGAUAGAGAGUGCAAUUAGGCAGCUGAUGGACCCGAAGAACAAAAUCCGACUCAAGGUGAAAGAGCUGCACGACAAGAGUAUAGCAGCCCUUGAAGAAGGAGGCUCGUCCUAUAACUUCUUAGGUCGUCUACUCGAAAAUGUCAUGGAUAAUAAUUAUUGAAGUUUAGAUCUGUUUGGUGAAGUGAAUGCACUAGAUUGAGAGUUCUUGGUUCUAAGUAACUUCCCCUAAAAAGCAUUUGCAAAAGCUAAAACAGCAUUCCUGAAUCUCAGUGUUGUUAUAGUUUCAUAUGAAUUGAAUGCAUUGUAGCGAACUUGUUUC